This is a messenger RNA of Trichophyton rubrum CBS 118892, 975 nucleotides long. RefSeq lists its product as uncharacterized. Bases 1 to 975 code for a protein of 324 amino acids. The transcript is spliced from 3 exons. The record is from RefSeq and is a predicted model, not a curated record. Gene Ontology annotation, cellular component: mitochondrion. NCBI's taxonomy places the organism in Eukaryota, Fungi, Ascomycota, Eurotiomycetes, Onygenales, Arthrodermataceae.
AUGAAUUCCUCCAUACCACGGGCACUCUCCUCCACCCUUGCCCUCCGUCCUUCCUCCCGCUCAGUGGUCUUCCAAUGGCCCUCGAAAUGCGUCGCACGGUCGUUUUCACAGUCCAGCUUAAGAGCUAGAAUGACCGCUCCUAGAGUCUUAGCCCCAAAACCUCCAGCGCAGAUGAGCAUGAAGAACCGUCUACAGGAGACCAUCAAGGGGGUUAAUAUGGAGAUGGUGCCAGAUGAUAUGGGAUUACUGCCUGGUACUUUUAUUCGGCCAGUAUGGCAGAACCUGCCCUCGUGGUUCUCAGAGCCAAAGGCAAGAUGGCACAUGGAGUGGACGCACUGGAAGACGAAGUUUUUGAACUUUAUGAGUUUGUUUACUUACUGCAAAUUCAUAAAUAAAAAGCUACCUUUGCGCCUUCGAGAACGGAAGAAAAUGGCACUUGAGCUUCACAAGCGCAUGUACGACCAUUAUGCCAGUGGCAAUCUCGGGGUUCUGCAAACCUAUUGCUGCAAUGGCAUCUUCGAAUCGUUUUUUAAGCGCGUUAUCCGACGGCCCCUUAACUCUCCCGAACUUAUUUGGAAACUACAUAAAUACCUCAAAUUUCCCCGUUCCAUGACCAUAACUGGUGCUCGUGUGGUAUCAGAUCGUGCCGCAGCUCUACCCAAUGUAACAGGCAUGGGGAUCAGACAAGUUGUUGUACGAAUACAAAGCCGGCAGUCUCUCAUCACCCCACCUGCGCCUAUAGCCCGUCUAAGUGAGAAACAGAUCCAAGAUAUUGAAAAGCAACAGCAGGAAAAACAGAAGGACUGCACCGAGUAUAUUGUUCUUCAGAGGUUUAUGAUAGGAGGUAAAGAUGGGGAAUGGAAGGUCUGGGGUUUAGCGGAGGAGACAACCACUGAGGAGCUACGAACAAACCCGAUGUUUAUGAAAGGAAUAACGAUGAAAGACCGACUUGAGAUGAUGGCUGCUGGCGGAUGA